UCGACCGAUGGCAAAUUAAAUGGAUCGAAUCGAGUAAUCACUGCGUAUGACAGACGUAAAGUUGUCACGAAAAUUUUUAGUAUGAACGAUCCGGACGCAGCGGGACCUUCGAGCACCUCUGGGGUGAACACAGCAAAACCCGACCCGAUUAACUCUGAAUUCCUUUACUAUAGCUCCGUUUUGAGGGUUAUAGCUUUAGCUCUUACCGGCGACGUGGACAGGCAACUAGUUAUACCGUGGGUAAGAAAGUUGUUCCGGCCCGAGUAUCACAGUGCCCAAUUCAGAGAGAAGAGGAACAAGUACCUUCUAUACCUAACUUUAACAUUGCUGAAUGACGAAUGCUAUGGAAUCUUUCGAAUUGCACCCCCUUCGGGACCAUUACCGGAACUACAGUCCAUCGAGCAUGAAGAACAGCCUAUGGCUCAGUGGGAACUUGAUCCAAUGUGGCGAGACAGUGUAGCAGCGCUACCAGCUGACUUUCAAUAUCUCAGCUGUGCCGUACACGAAUUCGUAAUGGAUUGCGAGAAAGAUCACGAUUUAGACGUUAUUUUAGACCAAGAAUUUCAAUUCUUUCUCUUCCUCGCCCGUCCAUACGCCUCUCUCCUAAACAGUGAUGAUCAAACCAAAAUUGCCGCAUGGCUGCAAACGCUCUGUACCAUUAGUGGACGCUCCUGUUCAAGUAUGAAAGCCAUUAGAAACGAUUACAUGAUGGCACUCCUUGGAUACGUGCACGACUUACGAGUUGCCGGUCCGUUUCGGGAAUACCCACCGUGGACGACAUUGCGUCCACUAAUGGAGGCGGCCAAGUGGUCAGCCGAAACGAAACCCAUUACCGAUCCGACCGGGCAUGAAGCUAACGAAUUCCUGGCGGCUUUACCUAUUCCCCAAGAUGGUGCUUUCUGUUACAUUGCGCUAACCGGAGAUCUCAUUGACGGGGCAGUUAGUCAGAUGCAGUAAAUUGUCGAUUUUAAUAAAAUAUUACCCUCUUC
Photinus pyralis (common eastern firefly) is the source of this 989-nucleotide messenger RNA. RefSeq lists its product as uncharacterized. NCBI's taxonomy places the organism in Eukaryota, Metazoa, Arthropoda, Insecta, Coleoptera, Lampyridae. The coding region runs from base 82 to 957 and encodes 291 amino acids. The transcript has 5 exons. The record is from RefSeq and is a predicted model, not a curated record.